AUGGUGGCCAGGAAGCCGAGAAUCGUGAUAAUCGGAGCCGGAAUGGCGGGCCUCACGGCGGCCAACAGGCUGUACACUUCCGCCGCCGGCAGGGACGGCUUGUUCGAGCUCCGCGUCGUGGAAGGCGGCAGGCGUAUCGGCGGCAGGAUCAACUCCUCCGAGUUCGGCGGCGACCGGAUUGAGAUUGGCGCCACGUGGAUCCACGGCAUUGACGGGAGUCCUGUCCACAGAAUCGCCGGCGAAAUCGGCUCCCUCCACUCCGACCGCCCCUGGGAGUGGAUGGAUGGGUUCGUCGAAGAGGAAGGCCGCGCCGUCGUCGAAGGUGGGUCCCAGAUUUGCCCCGACAUCGUCGACUCCGUCUCCACUCUCUUCGACAGCUUGAUGGAUUACGCUCGAGGCGAAUUGGACGAAUCCCCUGUUUUUACCGGCGACACCGACACGGCCGCCGGCGGUGGCCGCGGCCUCGAUUUCCACCGAAUCGCCGCCGACGCUGCUAGUGCCGCCGCUUCUAACCUCAGCGUGGGCUCUUUUCUUCGGGAAGGGCUAAAUGGGUACUGGGAUUUGGCGAAGGAUGAGGACGAGAGCAGGAAAUCGGUCGAGGAAGCCAUUUUCGCUAUGAUGGAGAACUGCCAGAGGAACGACACGUCAGCCUGCGACCUCAGAACUCUGGAUUUCAACGCCGAGAGAGAGUACAGAAUGUUCCGAGGUGAGGAAAUCACCAUUGCCAAAGGUUACCUAACCGUAAUUGAAUCCCUGGCCUCCGUUCUGCCUCCUGGAGUCGUUCAAUUAGACAGGAAGGUUAGAAAAAUCCAGUGGCAAGCUGAAGGGCAAAGUCAGGCACUGGUUGAGAAUGGAAUCUCCGAUUCAAGGCCUGUAAAGCUACAUUUCUCCGACGGAUCGGUUAUGACGGCAGAUCAUGUUAUCAUCACGGUUUCCCUUGGGGUACUGAAAGCUGGAAUCGGGUCGGAUUCGGGUCUGUUCGACCCGCCCUUACCCUUUUCCAAAACCGAUGCGAUUUCCAGGUUAGGGUAUGGUGUGGUGAACAAGCUGUUCUUGCAGGUGAGCAAUGAAAGCAAGUUCCCAUUCCUACGGAUGGCGUUUCACCGGCCCGAUUCGGGCCAGAGGAUGCAGGGGAUCCCUUGGUGGAUUAGGAGGACAGCUUCUCUAACCCCAAUUCACAAGGACUCGAGUGUGCUGCUGGCAUGGUUUGCAGGGAAAGAAGCUCUCGAGAUCGAGUCUCUGAGCGACGAAGAGAUCGUCGAGGGCAUUUCGGCCACCAUUUCGGGGUUCCUGCCCAAACCCAUCAACGGGAAGUGCAAUGGGGAAGUGGGUUCAGGGUGUGGAGUCAAAUUCAGCAAGCUUUUGAAGAGCAAAUGGGGGAAUGACCCUCUGUUCUUGGGUUCUUACAGUUAUGUGGCAGUUGGGUCUAGUGGAGAUGACAUGGAUGCAAUGGCAGAGCCAUUGCCGAAGGUUGAUGGUGAGGGUUGUUGUUCAUCAGCUUCUUCGCCAUUGAAGAUGCUGCAAAUUCUGUUUGCAGGGGAGGCAACUCAUAGAACCCAUUACUCAACCACACAUGGAGCUUACUUCAGUGGGAUCAGAGAAGCCAACAGGCUUCUUCAGCAUUAUCAAUGGGCCAAGAAGGGUUUAGACGAUUAUAAUUAG
Linum tenue is the source of this 1662-nucleotide messenger RNA. The record is from the annotation of a GenBank genome assembly. NCBI's taxonomy places the organism in Eukaryota, Viridiplantae, Streptophyta, Magnoliopsida, Malpighiales, Linaceae.